AUGGGCGUAUUUCGGAUUAGGGUUUUUAUUCUUUUUAUAUAUUUUUGCUGCUCAUUUCUAUACUCAGUUCCCAAUGUCAGCGGCCAUGGUAAUACGUGCUUCAAUUGCACCGAGCUGGAAAAUUGCAAAGCUUCCAAGCAUUAUGUAAAGUACGUAGAUUCAGCGGAUACGGACAAGGUAGUUUUAAAGACACCAGCCGAUAAAGCUGACCCAAUCCUGGAGAAGUGUCUGGAUGACGGCUACAGAAUAAAUGAUACGCUAAAGGGCACUGUAUGCUCCGGUAGCUCAGAUGGCCUAUGUCACGCAAUUGGCCAGGCCACUGGCAGUCAGAGCGUUCUCUUUCAUCAUUGCGGGAAUUGCUAUAACGAAUGCGAUUGCUUCAACCAAAAUGGAAUCGCUCGAACAGAAGGCGCUAUUAUAUUAACAAUGUGUCUGGCCGCUUUUUACACUCUGAUACAAUAGAAUUUUAA
This is a messenger RNA of Drosophila arizonae, 470 nucleotides long. RefSeq lists its product as uncharacterized. NCBI's taxonomy places the organism in Eukaryota, Metazoa, Arthropoda, Insecta, Diptera, Drosophilidae. The record is from RefSeq and is a predicted model, not a curated record.